AUGAAAUCAAUUCGUUCGGUUGAACCAUUGACCGCAGUGCUACUUAUGAAUGAUAUCGAUCGUCGUGUACGAUGUGAGCCACUACCUCCAGAUACAUGUCGCGAACUACGUGCACAAAUCUGGCAUAUCUUAGCUCUAAUACGUGGUUCCAAUCGUACUGUAAUGGAACAAGAUAGUGAGGAAGAAGAGGACGAGCAUGCGGAAUCAGUACCUGAUGAUAAUGAGCAGUCACACACGAGCAACAAGCAUCGAUCGGCCUCACCUAGUUCCCGAUUGGUGGUACCGCCAGUGCAUGAGACAAAUCCGGAACAGCGGCUGUUCCAUUUCCCGCUUGAACUAGACGACCUACUGAUCAGUGUGAUUCAAGAACCGGAGCCUCGUACUUUGAUCAAAAUGAUUCGGACGCAACUUUGGAAAGAUACCUGUCGCGCCGCUUUCGAAACCAUAGAGAAGCGCUUUUUACCGAUGUACGUGGAAAGUCCGGAAUAUCUGUGUCAUGUGUUAGGUAUCAGUCAGCGCACAAUGGGACCGUGUCCUGGCUCACCUAAACUAAUGAAUUCUCCGAAUCGCGUCGGUCCAGAAGCACAGCCAAUUUCAGGCCCAAGUCUGUUUGGCAAUUCGCUGAAGAACAUGUUUAGCAGUAGUCACACCGUCGAAGGUCGCCUCGUCCAGGAUUUGGCAUCCAGUACUAACCGUCCUCAGGCUCGUCUACCUUCUCGCCCGAGUAAGCCGAUCAAUCGGGCUACAAAUCUGCGAGAUCGAAUCGCCGAAGUGUCUAGUGGGGUGGAUCAAACCGUGUCCAAAGCCCAUGCCGCCAUCGCCGCUGCUGCCGCGUCUGACUCGCAUCAUCAACUACACUCACACUAUCUGCUUCAGUCGCAUCAGGUUGACAUGUCUGACUGGAAUGUGUAUAUACCCGGUUUAUCCCGUCCGGAAAUUCAGCCCACUCGUCGCCUAAUCGAUCAACUGACCUCGAACACAGUUGGUGUGCAUGACUCGAACUCUUUCCGGAUGCGCUUGUUUGACGACUCAAACUCAUCCAGCGAGACGAAGGCGAAUGUGACCCGGACACCACAACUUUCCCCGCAGUACAUGUUCACCGUGCGUACAGAACGCUUGGUUAAUGGCGUACGACAGCCAAUUGCUCGUGUAGAUCGUAAAUAUUCAGAGUUCUAUGUACUGGAACAGAAAUUGGUGGAAUUUCACGGAAACGCAAUCGGCCGACAACUGCCCCGUCGUCAAUUCGUUCCGCGCACGUUCGAGUUUAUGGACGCGAGACGGGAGGAUUUCGAAACAUACUUACAGUUCCUGCUUGCCCAACCAUUUCUGCGCAACAGUGAACUACUGUUCAAUUUUCUUACCUCCAAAACGCUGUUCACAAGCAAUCUGAUGUCCGAGUUAAAUUUGGGUCGACUGGUCAAGUCAGUUCCACUCAAACUGACUAAAGAAAAAGGUCAAUUUCUGGACGACUUUCUGGUUUCAUUUUACGUCUCUUGUAGUCCACAACCGAUCAUUCUCGAACCCGUUGAUCCCCGUCCCCGGCCAGCAGCCACCGUGAUCAGUGUUUUACCAAGCAGUGGUGUUGGCACACUGGGUGGUAUGGAUACGUUGGCUUCACCUGAUCACUACUCAAUCAAACCACGAUCCGAUUCUCUUCCGGCGAAUCAGCUGUCCCAUGCGACUAUCCUCGAACGAGCCUCAUUAACGCCGGCUACUACGGUCCCGCCGACAAUGACCACAAAUACUACAAACAUUGGCAAUGCGGUCGCCAAUUCACCGGCUUCACGGCCCGUUCAAUGUACAGUUCUGGACAACCGAUUGCGUGCACGAGCCUACUGGAACAACGCUGGGUGGUCCAGUGACCGACGGAAAGAAUUAAGCGGUCGGGUCUGUGGGUCUAGAAUCUUGCGAUGGCACGGUCUGACCGAGGGUAUCCUGUUUCUUUUUCAUCAUUUGGUUGGUCAUCCAAGUUCCACGCAAUCGAGUUCCUCCGAUGGAAAUCGCAGUGAUACGACUAGCACAAAAGAGCGCGAUCCUCUGCUCUCGGACGAAUCCGACGAACCCACACAGCCACCACCUACCCCACCCGAUCCGUGGGAUGUGAGUCAUGCCGGCUGGAGCGAGGCGUUCCUUAACGGACCAUUAACUUUAGACCAGUUGCGCUCCCCAACAGAUCCUAAUGAUUCAUCUACACCUCGUGCCCUGACUCCAUCAAUGACGGAAUCUACUAUAGCUGAGAAAGCCACGAACCAUUUACCUUCUCAAAAUCACGCGCUUCACAACAACGGCACUGAAAACCUAAUCGCCAGUUCAACUAGAGUCGAACCGCAAAUCUCCAUCAGUUGGACCGAUUGUCGUGCCGCAUUCGUUCAGUCUUAUCGUCUAUUGUUCCAUCAUUUGACUGUCCAGUUCCGCUACUUAGUCUUGUGGAUCUCAUUUCAGCUGUGGUAUUAUCUACGCAUUCCGAUCGACCGAUGGUUGAGUUCAUAUCUAGUGAGCUACUUGCACUCCUGUUUGACGGACAGCUACACAGCCUAUGCCCUUCGGUUAUUGAAGUAUAUGGGCUUCACCUUCAUUUCCAGUCGCGAGAGGAUAGAAGAUCGAAUAAGUCGUCUGCUGCUCUGCUUCCAGUAUCCCAAAUGGAACAAGCAAUUGAGUUACGUUCUCCUGGAUCAUCUGGUUACUGCUCUAUUCCCGGAGUUGCAAACCAACGUGGAUCCGAAAGCCGAGAUAGAAGCGCCAUAA
Messenger RNA from Echinostoma caproni, 2745 nucleotides. The record is from the annotation of a GenBank genome assembly. Lineage: Eukaryota; Metazoa; Platyhelminthes; Trematoda; Plagiorchiida; Echinostomatidae.